AGAGGAGAGAGAAAGAGAAGGAAGAAGAGCAAUCGGAGAUAAACUGAAAUGGCUGGUCACAAGGUUGCACAUGCCACCCUGAAAGGCCCAAGUGUUGUCAAGGAGUUAUUGAUCGGAUCGGUCCUCGCUUUGGCCGCGGGGAGCCUCUGGAAAAUGCAUCACUGGAAUGAGCAGAGGAAAGUGAGGACAUUCUAUGACUUGCUCGACAAGGGUGAGAUUGGUGUUGUGGUAGAGGAAUAAGUUUUAAACAGAUCCUCAAAUUCUGCCGUUUUGAGUUGUUUUCGUUUUUCCAUUUGGCUCUUGAACCUAAUGUGGGUUUCAGUAUUGAGUUUUGGAGAAUAAAUUCCCCAUACUGCUAAAAUGUGGAUUGUACAUUUCUACUGUUGCUUCAUGUAGAAAUCAAUGUACUUACUUCGCUUUGUUUUCAAUUUGCCGGUGUUUCUUCA
This is a messenger RNA of Morus notabilis, 446 nucleotides long. RefSeq names its product cytochrome c oxidase subunit 5C-2. The record is from RefSeq and is a predicted model, not a curated record. Bases 49 to 240 code for a protein of 63 amino acids. The transcript has 2 exons. Lineage: Eukaryota; Viridiplantae; Streptophyta; Magnoliopsida; Rosales; Moraceae.